AUGCUGAGAGAGGAGCUGUGAUUGGUCCGUCGCGGUGGGUGUUUCCGCAUUCCGCACAGAGCUGUCAGCAGAGGCGCAAGUUGGAGAGGGGACCGUCGCGUCUGUGCAGAAACCUCCGCGGUCAUUCCCAGAGGAAUAACGGUCCAUCGCCAGGGAGCAGGGAUGCCUUACAUGUUCAUCAGCACGCAGAUCCGACUGGAGAAUGGUCCAACAAAUGUGGGAGACGAAUAUUCUGAUCCAGCUGUCAUGAAUUACCUGGGAGCGAGGAAAACGACUAUGCUGGGAAACAAUUUCUCUGAGUACCACGUGGAUGACCCCCCUCGCCUGGUGUUGGACAAGCUGGAGAAGAUCGGCUUCCGCGUGCUGGCGAUGACGGGGGUGGGACAGACGCUGGUGUGGUGUCUCCACAAAGAGACGGCGUGAUGGGAGUGAUGACUGGAUCAAAAUACCUGUGGAAGCCUUUAAAAGGAUGAAUGAGUCGUGAUGAUGAACUUUGUCAAGUCCUUUAAACCUUUGGUUCCCAACCCCACGCGGACAUCUUGUAAAUCAGGCUUUUGCCGAGUGAAAAUAAAGUUCUUAAAUUGAGAUUAUCCCAGACAUAAGGUUUCAGAUUACCUUCAAUAGGUGACUGGCCACCAGUUUCAGGGGAACACUGAAUUACAUUCCAGAGUUUUACAAGACCCCUUGCCCAUAUUGUUUGCUCCUUACUGCUGGUGACCAUGUGCAGGGAGUGAGGGCCAGUUUAACUGUUAAUUUGUCAUUUGGCAGAAGAACUUAAUUAAAGGCAUGUCUGUGAAUUCAGCCUGCAAAAGGCCUCAUCCAAGCAAAUAAAACUCAGUGCUAGAUAGAUUUGUAUUCACAGCACUGUGUAAAGAUGUUUUUGUAAGUGUAUCAUAUGCUUAUGAUUAAAUGAUGUAAUG
Messenger RNA from Chelmon rostratus (copperband butterflyfish), 920 nucleotides. RefSeq names its product GTP cyclohydrolase I feedback regulator (gene gchfr). The transcript has 3 exons. Lineage: Eukaryota; Metazoa; Chordata; Actinopteri; Chaetodontiformes; Chaetodontidae. Gene Ontology annotation, biological process: negative regulation of biosynthetic process. Gene Ontology annotation, cellular component: nucleus; cytoplasm. The record is from RefSeq and is a predicted model, not a curated record. Gene Ontology annotation, molecular function: GTP cyclohydrolase binding.